UGCACGUUUUUUUUUUAUUUUUCGCUUAUUUUUCACUUGUUUUGUAGUCAUAUUGUUUACUCACCAUGGAUGAUGAGGAAGAAACCUUCGGGGCGGCGAUGAGGAUCGCGUCAGAAACCACGGAAGCAGAGAAGGAGUAUGAGAAAGUCUUGGAGCAGCUGCGGGAGGCGGAAGGUCUGAAGCUGUAUGCAGACGUGUACACCAAGCUUUACGACUCCUAUUUGAAGAUGAAGGAAGAGAAUACACAUCACAUUGGCGAGAUCACUUCCCUUAAAAAUAGGCUACAUCGCUUUGACGACACUGUGUCAGACUACCUCGCGGAAAUUGCUGAAGAUCAUAAAAUUAUAGAUAAACAGCGAGCGGACAUCAAGGAAGCCCGAGCCCUGGCAGAUGCCAUGCAUGCAAGAGAACUCGCCAGCGUGGAGAGCCUGGAGACCAUGAAGAAGACAGUGGCCAGGCUGGAGAAGGAACUGGACGCGAGAAAGAGAGCGGGGGACGAUGACGCCGGGGCGACAUCUGCCGUGAAAGAAAAGGAAAAGUUCGAGAAAGAAAAGGCGCGUCUCCAGGGAGAGCUGGACGCCAUCAAACUGAGGCUGACCAACUCUCUGGGCUACGUCGAGGAGUUGGAGCAAAAGAUGAACACGGCUGAGGAUAACAUAGCCAAGUUGGAGGAGCAGCUGGAGGAAGCCGAUAACAACGCGGUGCGUCAAAACCGCCUUGUGGAUCACUUGAAAGGCGAGAGCGCAACUCUGAAGUCCGAAGUUGAAAGCAGAGGAACGACCAUCAGCAACCUCACCGAUAAGUUGUCAAAAGCCGAGAAGACCCUGGAACGACGGGACCGCCAGCUCCGGGACAUGGGGAACAAGCUGGAGACGGCCAGGGGGGAACAGGAAGCGGCCAUGAUCAAGGCUGCCAACCUGAGAGAACAGCUGGACAACACCAACGCACAGUUUGAGAAGAAUAAGCAGGCGUUGCAGAAUGCUAAUAGGGAACUGAAGAACAUGACUGACGAAGGAACGAGACUACGCAACGAAGUGUCCAAAAUGAGGAAAGAGGCGGUGCAGCAGACCAAACGUUAUCAGCUCUUGGAGAAAGCCAAAGCUUCUGUGGAGUCUGAGAGAGAUCGUCUCCGUCAACAAGUGAGCGUGAUGGAGCGCGAGAUAAUGCUGAGCAAGAAGGCGGCGGAGGCCGACAGGAGGGACAUCGAGAACCUCAACAGGGAGAAGGACAUUCUUAACAAGAACAUGCAGAAGAUCCAGAAUGAAGCCCUGGAGAAUCUGCAAAUGCUGAAUCUCCAGGAGCAGCGUCGCAAGCAGCUGGAACACGAGCUGGAGAUGAACGCGGCGCAGAUCACCAAGCAGAGGCUGCUCAUACGACAGCUGGAGAAGGACAAGGACAGAAUGCUGGAGGAGACUAUUGCACUUAAUGAAAAGAUUGAUGAAAUAUCAGAGGAGGUGCGCCUGCGCACUGCUGACAUCCUGGACCUGAACAAGGCGCUCCGGGAGGAGAGCAUCAAGGUCCGUAAGCUGUCAGUGGCUCUGGACGCCACCAGAGCUGAGAGGAACAUGCUGCACAAGAAUUAUACGGAGGCCUUGGAUGAGAUACAAGACCUGAAACAGAAACUAAAGAUGCUAGCAUACCAAAUCGAGCAGCUCAAAGAGGACAUCAGCGGAAAGGAGUCAGGGUUGAAGACCUGCGAAGGCGUCCUGGCCAAAUGCAACAAGAAGGUGGAAAUGCUGCGCAGUGAAGUGCAAGCUGGGCUCGUCAAACUAUCAGACGCCAGGGCUGAUAUAGCAGCGUUGAGGCAAGAGGAAGCUAGGCUGAAUAGGAUUGUGCAGGAAGGUGACACAGCUCGAGCGAAACUGAUGAAAGAGUUGGAAGGUCUUAUGAACGAGCGCGACGUGGUGGGCGCGCAGCUGGUGAGGAGGAACGAUGAGAUUUCACUGCUGUAUGAGAAGAUCAGGAUCUUGGAGAUCACACUGCAUAGAGGAGAACGUCAAUACGAGCAGCGUGUUGAGGAUAUUCGUCUGUUGCGACUAGAGAUCAUCAGGUUGCGGAAAGAGAAGAAUUUGCUCUCGAAAGGGAUAGAGAACAUGACGGAUUUGAGGCUUGAGGUAUUCAACCUAGAACGCGAGUUGGGCCGUGAGAGACUUCGCGUGCGAGCACUAGAGGAAUCUCUGGAGACUCCUCUCAACGUGCACCGCUGGCGGAAGCUGCAGGGCACCGACCCCGAGAGCGUACAGCUCACGCAGAAGCUGCGUGUCACGCAAAAGAAGGUGCUAGCUCAAAGCGAGAUGCUGGUACUGAAAGAUCGUGAGCUGAAGGAGACCAGGAACCUAUACAGCGCUGUGAAAGACAUGCUGGCCUUGCAGCCCAGUCCCGAGAUACAACAAACAUUGACGAGAACGCAGCGGGCUUUGGCGCAGAGAACUGCAAAAAUGAAGUGCCUUAUUGCUGAACUAAGCAUGCGGGAGAAACAAGUGGCAGAUCUCCGUCUAGAGCUGGACAGGGCAAACUCCGACCUUCAUUCGUUCAAACAACGCUACUACGAGAUGAAGCGGGCGCUUGAUGCGGACGAAGCCAGAAGACUGCGGGUACCUUCACCGCAGUCGCAGACUGAAGCUAUUUAAAUGAUGUGGAUUAUAAUCUUUUUUGCACGGCAGUGGUGUAUUUACCUUUGAUGAAAAGGUUUGGUUUCAAAUAUAGUACCCACUGCUUUAAGUGUUGGACAUUGCUGCAGGGCACGUAGAAGCUAUAUUCUCUCUAAAAAUUAAAUAACGAUUCAUACCUACUGCCUCAAACUUUAAGACUGACGGAGAAAAGAACGCGUAUUUUUUAUAUUUGUAGUACAGUCAGCGGUAGAUAAAUCUGACCAAGAACCCUUUCAAAUCUGCUGUAUAAAAAAGUUCUCCUCGUGGUCCCAUCAAUGGGACAACCUUCUAGAACCAAGAGAAAACAGCAGCGCUCGAGACCAAAUGAAAGUUUGUUCGCAAGGUCAACGAAAACUAUGAAAUUAAAAAGAAAAUCACACGAUUUUAGUUCUUCCAUUUUCUAAGUUGAUCAUAAUGUAUUACCAUUUUUGUUACUUAUAUUUAACAUUUUAUUAUUAUUAUCAACUGUUACAAAAUUAUUACAAAAUGCCCCAUCCAUUUUGUCAGUAGAAUGGUGAUCGUUUUACUGUUUACAAGCGAGUUAUUUAGAAUAUAAAAACUAUGUAUUUUAUAAAUCUUUAUAAUAGUUUAAGUAGUAUGUUACUGAGAACUGCCCCAAAUGUUUUUUUUUUUUUUGAUAAGUUGUUUUAUAAGAUUCCAAUUUUUUGUAGUUUUAACGAGAAUACUUGAAACAUUGUCGAUAGAAAACAACAUUUUUCGACACAAAGUUAUU
This is a messenger RNA of Amyelois transitella, 3384 nucleotides long. Its product is annotated as cilia- and flagella-associated protein 58. Bases 66 to 2630 code for a protein of 854 amino acids. NCBI's taxonomy places the organism in Eukaryota, Metazoa, Arthropoda, Insecta, Lepidoptera, Pyralidae. Gene Ontology annotation, cellular component: cytoskeleton. The transcript is spliced from 19 exons. The record is from RefSeq and is a predicted model, not a curated record.